Messenger RNA from Pungitius pungitius (ninespine stickleback), 1292 nucleotides. Its product is annotated as rho-related GTP-binding protein RhoA-B. The record is from RefSeq and is a predicted model, not a curated record. The transcript is spliced from 5 exons. NCBI's taxonomy places the organism in Eukaryota, Metazoa, Chordata, Actinopteri, Perciformes, Gasterosteidae. Gene Ontology annotation, biological process: small GTPase-mediated signal transduction. The coding region runs from base 148 to 729 and encodes 193 amino acids. Gene Ontology annotation, molecular function: GTP binding; GTPase activity; protein kinase binding. Gene Ontology annotation, cellular component: cytosol.
UGUAUGUUUGUACAAUAGUGUGUUGUUGUCCUCUCCCCACCCCCUCACUUCCCUCCUGUUAAUCCAGCAGCAGCAGCAGCGCAGUCGGAGGCCAACAAAGCGCCACUUGGAAAUCAAUUGGAUAGAUUUUAAAACCAAGCACUCGCUAUGGCCGCCAUCCGGAAAAAGCUGGUGAUAGUGGGAGACGGAGCCUGCGGGAAGACGUGCCUGCUCAUCGUGUUCAGUAAGGAUCAGUUCCCGGAGGUCUACGUGCCCACAGUCUUUGAGAACUACGUCGCUGACAUUGAGGUGGACAGCAAACAGGUCGAGUUAGCACUCUGGGAUACAGCAGGACAAGAAGACUACGACAGACUGCGCCCUCUCUCCUACCCGGACACUGAUGUCAUCCUUAUGUGCUUCUCCAUCGACAGCCCCGACAGUCUUGAGAACAUCCCUGAGAAGUGGACUCCUGAAGUGAAACACUUCUGUCCUAAUGUUCCCAUUAUACUGGUGGGAAAUAAAAAAGACCUGCGGAACGAUGAGCACACCCGGAGGGAGCUUGCCAAAAUGAAGCAGGAACCGGUGAAACCAGAGGACGGACGGGACAUGGCUAACAGGAUCAGUGCCUUUGGAUACAUGGAAUGCUCUGCAAAAACAAAGGAUGGUGUGAGGGAAGUGUUCGAGAUGGCCACCAGGGCCGCACUACAGGCCAGGCGGGGAAAGAAGAGCAAUAAAUGUGCCCUACUGUAAAGGGGGGCACGAGGACUGCUUCCUGCAGGGGGACAGAAGGAGCAUUAGGUCAAACCUCUCCCCACACACCCACACAAAGGACUGUUCUCUCCAGUUUUUACUAAAGAUGUAAUGCUUUUACCUUUUUUUUGUCUUAAGCAAAAGUAGUCCGGUUCUGUCAGUAUUCAAUUGAGGUUAUGGAAAAAUCUUUUUUUGUACUUUAACAUGAGUAAAUUUGCCAUAAUGAAACCUCCUUUAUCAACAUGUACUAUGUAAUCAAAGAGGUCGGCGAGGGGACCAGUUGUGUGUCAUACCUGCCAACUACAGUAAAGUGCUAAAGACCUGUCUGCCGAUCGGAGGAAUGUUUCCAGUCUACCAGGUGAAGCACCUGCACACUGUGACCCAUAGUCUUUUAAUUAUUUCAACAGACAGAAGCACACAAAGUCAAAUUGUGUUUGUGUGCUUCCUAUACGAAUCCAAUGUGCAUUAUGAUCACUUGCACAAUAUGAGACUGGAAACUCAUUUUGUUAAAAAGCAAAUGGAAACUUAGUGUUGUGUAAUAAAUUACUUUGUAAGAAUCUUGA